AGCUAUACACCAAAACCAGGUACUGGCAUGACGUGACCCCACCUUUCCAGGCACCAUACCUCGUUUCCGUCCAUACCGAUCUCCAUACAAUAUCGUAUUGCAGUCAGACGUCAGAAUGAACUUCAAGCACCAUUCAACACCGAAGAAGUCUCGGGUCGAAGGCAUUAUCAAUUCUCUCCGCCAACAAGGAUUACUUGGAGCCAACCAGCUCCUUACAAAGGAGGAAGUCUUCCGUGUCCACGGAGAAGGAAUUCUAGCCGCUCCCGGUCUCGACAUCGAGGUGUCCGGCCGUACCGUUCGCCGAGCCCUCCGCGAGGUGAACUUCCGCCGCUACAUUGCUUAUGAUAAGGAGUAUCGCCCAAAGCAAAUAGCCGCAUUAUAUUGCAAGAGUAUCCAGAGGCAAAAGACUGGCACUCUGUUAGGUUCUCUGACGAGUGUCACUUUGGCUGGGGACCUCAGGGCAAGAUAUAGCUUCUCCAACGGCCGUGGGAGCGGUAAUGCCCUGACUGUUUGGUGGAAAGAGCGAGCCGGCGGAAAGGAUAUGAAGAGGCUCCAUUGUUGGGCAGCUGUUGGGUACGAGUUCAAGAGUGAUCUCGCUUGGUAUGAUGUCCCCAGCAAUUCCAAUGGCAAAAUGACGAUGAAGGUCUAUCGGGAUCAGAUUAUGGAACCUGUUGUAGGCUCCUGGCUCCGGGCUUGGCGUUCAUUUGUGUUGGAGGAGGAUAACGACUCUGAGCAUGGAGGUGCAAAGGGCUGCACAACAUCCCCCGACUUCGCGCCUAUCGAAAAGGCCUGGCAGGGACCAAAGCAAUGGGUCAACCAGAUAUCCCAGAUCUUGAAGGAUUAUAUCGAAUCAGAAGGAGGACUUACCGGCAAUUGA
Molecule: messenger RNA, 877 nt
Organism: Parathielavia appendiculata
Lineage: Eukaryota; Fungi; Ascomycota; Sordariomycetes; Sordariales; Chaetomiaceae
Exons: 4
Coding region: 116-877 (253 amino acids)
Molecular function (GO): nucleic acid binding
Source: RefSeq, a predicted model, not a curated record